AUGUCGGUACGGCAGCCUGAAGUACUGGCUGAUACCACUGGUGCUAGUCAUUUGCAUGGUCCUACUGGGGGCUCGCCAUCGCUCUUUCACCGAGAACCAUCUCCUCUGCUAGAUUCAGAUCGUGCUGAUACUGAAGCUUCGAAUACUAAGUCUUCUGGGGCUGUUAAUAAUGGAUCUGUCCAGAAGAAGACAGUUUAUAGUUUAGGUGGGUCAUCUGUGCCGAGUAUAGAUUCAGCAGGUGGUGUCUCUCCUUCGACUAACAACUCUGAUUUUGGUAAUCUCAGUAAUCUCGGUAAUUUCAGUAAUCUGGCAAAUAUCGGCGAUGGCCUUAAGAGCAAGAGUGAUAGGAACUCCAGCUCCCGAGUCAGUAACAGUAGCAGCAAUAUCAAUUCCAAUUCUAAUUCUAAUUCUAAUACCAAUUCCAACUCCAAUUUCAAUAUCAAUUCUAAUUCCGAUAACGGUAUCAACAAAAGUAACAGUAAUGACAUUUCCAACUCGAAUAACAGUAGCAUAAGCAACAUCAGCAACAAUGGCAGCAAUACCAUUGCCAGUAGUCACAGCAGUCAAAAUGGUCAGAAUGGUCACACGCAUCAAACCAUUGGCUUUAGUGCUGAUGAUACCAGCAUUCACAAUACUAAUAGCGGCAAUGUCAACUUCACCAGUACUAUCAAUAAUAGAGAUGGUUCUCUGGGUAAUAAUGGAGGUGAUAAUGCAGGUGAUAGUACACUGGGUAAUAGUCAAGGUGUUAGUUCACUGGCUAAUAACAGAGGUGAUGGCGGUGACAGCACCUCCAGAUUAUACAACUCGAGCAAUCCUGAUCUCGCAAGUGAUGACGAAUUACCACCUGAUGGGUCAUCUUCAGCAUAUAGCUCGUCUGGCAAAGACGCAACUGCUCUGCUGUAUAAAUUCCGGUUCAUAGUUCUACUUGUCUACCCUAUAAUCAUAUUUCUGGGUGAGCUUGUUCAUAUCAGCCAGCCUGAAGGCACCUAUUUCAGCAACAAACGGAACAUAUUCAACGUCUUUUUCGUCAAAAGAGCCUGGCUAUGGACCACUCUAGCGUUUAUUGCUAUUGUAGUCCGGGCUAAGGUAGCCACUAAUUCGACUUCUGGCCCCGGUAUCAAGUCAGCUACCCAGUCUGGCUCGAUAUUGAAAGCUCAAUCGUAUGCUGGAUACCACCUUGUACUCAGAUACGCAGCUGCUACAUUCUGGUGGGUGUUGUUCACCCAGUGGUUUUUUGGGUUGCCAAUCAUGGACAGGGUAUUUGUUCUGACUGGAGGAGGUUGUGACGGUCUUGUGGAAAAGGUUGCUGAAGCUGCUAUGAGCACAAAUCCUGCACCAGGAGACGCAACUUCACCACUACCACCACUUCCUGUGACAUCCAAUUCUCCUCUGAACAACCUGGUUUCAUCUGCUUACUGUCGAGCUCAUGGUGGAACCUGGGUAGGAGGAUACGAUCCAAGUGGACACACUUUUCUACUUGUUCAUGCCAGCUUGUUUUUAUGGUUCGAACUACUGCCGUUAAUCGUGACUGGCCGAGCUACUAGUACCGGUACUGGCAUCGGCAUUGGAUCUGCUAUUGGCACCAGCACCUCUGGAUCGAGUUCUGGCACCACCAAACCAGCCACAACCUUCACGACCUCGCUGUCGGUGCGACUGGUGCUGGGUCUGUUGGCAUUCUGGGCCUGGAUGGUGCUCAUGACGGCCGUGUACUUCCACUCGUUCCUCGAAAAACUGCUCGGACUCGUGUGUGGCUACCUCGAAGUGCUUCUCGUCUACGUCGUGGCCGCCAACCACCCCCAACUCGGGGCCAUCCUGGGGGUCUAG
Messenger RNA from Sugiyamaella lignohabitans, 1824 nucleotides. It is a transcript of the gene SCS3, whose product is annotated as Scs3p. Bases 1 to 1824 code for a protein of 607 amino acids. The record is from RefSeq and is a predicted model, not a curated record. Gene Ontology annotation, cellular component: endoplasmic reticulum membrane. Lineage: Eukaryota; Fungi; Ascomycota; Dipodascomycetes; Dipodascales; Trichomonascaceae. The transcript has a single exon. Gene Ontology annotation, biological process: phospholipid biosynthetic process; lipid droplet organization; lipid storage.